UUCACAGCACGGAACUAUUUUCAUCAUGAGAUUUGUCGUUGACUUUAUAAAUUAAAUAAUUAUGCAUACGUGAGACCUGGCUAAACCGUGGAUACUGGGAUAGGUAAUGAAGGUGGGCGUGAUGGGUUGCGGUGGUAGCCGAGCGAGCCGCCUGGUCUCCCCGCUCAGCAAAGCCGUGAUCUCCUGGAAUGGGACGGCGCCACAACCAACCACCCUGCAAAUUAAAGAGCGUCUACGUCUCUUGGGCACCAAAGAUGCAGCAGUACAGGUUGGUAAAGCUCCAGCUCUGGCAGAUAAGAACACACAAACAGACGCUGUUCACUUCACCGAAGAAGAUCUGGAGACGUUACUGGAAGAUGAUGCAGAGGAACCGGAGAUCACGGAUGUUGAAACACAAACGAAUCCUACCUCACACCACGGAGGAGGAGAUAAUGUUAAGAGCGUACUCAUGCAAACUGACAACGAAAAAAGUGGAAGUGUCAAAUUUUAUCAAAAGCGACAGUUACUAGAUACUCAGGAAGUCAACAUCAUUACGAUUGAUAUCGGAGUCCAAGCCGUUAAACCACUUAGUGACCACUGCACACAGACUUAUCGCAUUUCUAUGAUGGAGUUCGAGAGCGCCGGUUGGCGACUCGACUACACCUCAAAAUCGGGUAAGAAACUCGGAAUUGUUGCCAACAAGCGGUUAUCGAAGAUGGCGGAUUUCGAGUCGCAGACAGACCCCGUCACGAGAGCCCUGGCAGCCAAUGCCGCGGGAAUCGAACCCAACGUUUUCUCAUCCAUGGACAGCAUCUCCCCCAUCGCCCACAUUCACAAGGAACUCGGGAAUACGGGGCUUAAGUCCUCGCAGGUGUCAAAGUCGGCAAUCCACGAGAGUAUUGCUCGACUUCUGGAAGACGUGGAGGAUUCGAUGCGUAGCGAUUCCGAAAUCGACGGUCGAUUCCUCGGGGGUUACGCAGAACCUUUGGUAGUGAAAUGUGAUGCUGGGAUUCAGACUGACAAUGACCCUAUUACUGACGAAGCUCCAGAGUUUGCGGCACGACCUCCACCCUGUAAAAAGAAGGAAAUGAUUCCAUGCAUGUCUGUCUUUAACGAAAUAGAUUUGCAUGCGCUUCAGGUUCCCGAGUCGGCCCUAGUCAAUGUGCGUACCCUUGUCAAUUAUUUAAAAACUGGUGUCGAAAAUGAAACCGGGCUUGUGCGAGCUUUCUUCAGAUGGAUUGCAGCCAAUAUCACGUAUGAUUGGAGGUACAUGGAUAUCAAGUUAUCGGCAGAAGAGGUUUUGCAGAGACAAGAGGGUGUAUGCAAAGAUUACUGCAAACUUUUUUCAGAAAUGUGCAGGAUAGCUGGAAUUCGUGUCAAAACACUAAACGGUUUCGCCAAAGGUUAUGAUUACCGGCCAGGCCAUCAAUUCGUUCCUGGAGAAGACGUCACGCAUGCUUGGAAUGCAGUCUUUAUUUUUGGUGCUUGGCGUUUCAUUGACACAACGUGGGGAACAGGCUACACCGAUCACACGGGAAAGUUCCAACAGAAAUUGAACGAGCAUUUCUUUUUAACGGACCCAGAAGUCAUGAUCUGGACACAUUAUCCAUAUGAUGAGAUGGAGAAUAAUUACAGCAGAGAAUAUACACAAUUGUCUUUUUUUAGGUGGCAACUUUUAGAUGUAGUCGUAAGUUUGGAGGAAUUCAAUGCUUUGCCAAAAGUCACUCCAUACUUUUUCGACUUCAACAUGAAAAUAAGAUCAAGACCUCAAAAUCCAGUUGUUUUUAAAGUGCACAAAGAAGUAAAAAUUGCUGCUCACGAACCGAUGCGCUGGAAAUACAAGCUUUACCCUGCGGAUGAAAUCGAAAAUGCUUCAUUAAACAACUAUGUCUUCUGUCAACUUAAAGAAGACAGACUUGUUGGUUCAUUCGCUGUUACGCCACCUGUAGAAGGACGAUAUUACUUUAAAGUGUAUGCCAAACCUGAGAGAGAAAUGAAAGAAGAAUGCAACUUGCACAAUGUAGUAAUAUUUUUAUUAGACUGUUUAGUGGCCAAGAAGUACAUUCAGCCGUUCCCGCACAACGAUGUGCCGUGGGGGCCGACACAAUGCUUCUAUGAUUACCGGAUUAAAAUGGUUAAUCAAAGUGGACCCAUGAUUGUCACCUGGGGGGGCAAACGCAAACUUAUACUUGAAGUCAAGGAUGUUAUGCUCAUUACGUAUCAGUUGUUGGAUGUCGAAAGUAUUGAAAUGGACUCCAAAGACAUCAUCAGGAGAGAAGAUAAAGAAAAUAGAGUCAGCUUCACGUUUACCCCACUAAGAGUUGGCAUGUACAAGUUCCUCAUAUUCGGUAUGCCGAAACCAAAACAGAAGGGCAAAUGGAGAUUGCCCCUGUUAGCAUCAUACCUCAUUGACUGUAAAUUCACCAGGCAAUUAUAUGAUGAAGAUUUCCCCCCGCCUCAGGUCAAAAUACCAGAAAAGGAAGAACCACCGCCUGAGCCGCCGAAAAAAGACAAAAAGAAAAUUAAAAUUGCUUUUCUCAGGUGAGAAAUUGUAUAUAAGGACAAAAAUGUCUGCCAAUCGCAAUCGCCGUUAGUCCUGCCAUGACUAACAAAUAGCAUCAAAGUGCUUGGAUCCGAUAUUUCUACAAAAGAGUACGCCUUAAUAAAUUGAAGAAAAGAAGAAGUACAUUUCGUAAAUGUAAAAGUUUUAUGUGAUGAA
Molecule: messenger RNA, 2698 nt
Organism: Uloborus diversus
Lineage: Eukaryota; Metazoa; Arthropoda; Arachnida; Araneae; Uloboridae
Product: kyphoscoliosis peptidase-like
Exons: 13
Coding region: 107-2524 (805 amino acids)
Source: RefSeq, a predicted model, not a curated record